AUGUUCACCAUAAAGCUACACCAUGGUGGAAAUUUUAUGAAGCUUCCAAACACGAAAUAUGUUAAAGGUGAAGCACGAUAUAUUGAUUUAGUAGAUAUUGAUGAGUUCCCAGUUCAUGAACUAGACGCAAUGAUGCUAGAGCUAGGUUACUCUGUACCCCCAGUAAUAUAUUACCAUUUUAGGAUUCCUUAUGAAGACUUGGAUUUUGGUCUUAGAGCUUUAGGGAAUGAUAAUGAUGUCUUGAAUUUGGCUCAAUAUAUUGGAGAUAACAAGGUCAUUGAAGUGUAUACAGAACAUGGACAAACUAAUUUGCUGACCUAUUUUAUGUCUCCAAAAGGAAAGCAAAAAGUUAUUAUUAAGGAGCUCUGUGAUGGUGAUCUUCCAAAAGAAGCAAAUGUACCUCAAGUACCAGUAAAGGAUAAAACCCUAAUAAUAGAUGAAGCUAAUGAUCAAAAACAGUUAGCAGGGUAUAUGUCCUCGAUACUCUUUGACAAAGUCCCUACACAAGUUUCACCACAGUAUAGAAGAAAUGGAAGGGUGAACUCAAUAGUUGGUCAAAGUUCUUGUGCCAAAAAGCUUUGUUUAGUUGAAUUGGAUGAUGUAGUAGAAGAUCAAUGUGGUGAUCAUGCUAAAUUGGAUGAUGUUGUACAAGAUCAAGGUGGUGAGAAUCCUAAAUUAGAUGAUGUGGUACAAGAUCAAGCUGGUGAGCAUGCUAACAUGGAUGAUGUGGUACAAGAUCAAGAUGCUGAGCAGCUAACAUGGAUGAUGUGGUACAAGAUCAAGUCUGAACAUGAAAAGUCUGCUCACAGUGAUGAUCUUGGGCAACAAUCAGAAGAACCAUAUGAUGAACUUGUUGAUGAUGAAGACAAUAUAUCAGAAGUGGAGGUGGAUAUGACUGACUUUAACCUCAAUCUUGAUAAGGAUUAUGGUUGUGUUCAAAUGGAUAGGUUUCAUAACGGGGUUGGGACAAAUGAUGAACAUGAGGACAUAGAAGUCAUUGACAAUGAUAGAUGGGAUUCUUUAGAUGAAGGGUCAGAAGAUGAAAGGAAAAAAAGAUGUGCUCUUAACAAUUUGGCUAAGGAGAAAAGAUGCAGUCUUGGCAAUGUCCAUAAGGCCAGUUUUUAUGUUGGGCAAAAGUUUAAAUCAAAGAAAAAAAUUGAAAGAAAAAAUUGGAUAUGCACACAUUAG
Messenger RNA from Lactuca saligna, 1188 nucleotides. The record is from the annotation of a GenBank genome assembly. NCBI's taxonomy places the organism in Eukaryota, Viridiplantae, Streptophyta, Magnoliopsida, Asterales, Asteraceae.